UUCAUAAUUGAGGGCAAUUUCGUCACCUCAUCAUUAUAAAUAGCAAUCAGUGCGGCGGCUAUUUCGCUCCAUCGUCGUCGUCGUCGUCGUCGUCGUGGUAUUAGAAACAGAGAUCGAGACGGGAAAGUUGAGAUUUUUGUAUCGGUUCUUACCCAAAACUUCCGGCCAAGAAUUAGUUUUUAGUGCACCUUUGAAUAGGUUUGCCGAGUUGCUGCCGCCAAUUAGGUUUGAUUGCUCGAGCUGUUGCCCAUUUCGUGCGAAAAGUUGCUUCUUUGAGCUUCUUCAAUGGCGAAGAGGAGGAAACAGGAGUCGUCGUCCGUUUCAAAGCUCUUGCUGUUUCCUUUUUAAUCGAUUUCACUCUGCUCUGUCUUUCGCCAUAAUUUCGAGUCCGAGAAUCGAAGUAGAAGAGGAAUCUGAAGAGCAGACAAGAGAAGAAGCACUCAUGUACGGAUCGUCGCCGGCGAAAGAUCUCAACUUUCCUUACCCCGCCUCCGCCGCCGCUUUCGGAGGUCAACGCUUGGAACACCCGGAGUCCGGUCAACUCCACCGCCGCCACCAGAUGAGCUCCAGCCUUCUCCGCUACCGGUCGGGGCCAAUAUCGCCCCUCCCCAACAAGCUCGACACCGAGACCGAGACCCUGUUUGCUCGGUUCUUGGGGCCCGACGAGGACUCCAGAUGCGGCGGCGCCACCUCCUGCCACCUCGGCUCCCUUUUCCCUCCCCCGCCGCCGUCACUGCAGGAAGUCAACGGGCAGCAGCAGGCCAGAGGAUUCCCCUCAUUUGCUCAAAAGAACAUGAUCACUCACCAGCACCAGCUAUUGGAUGCCGAACAAAACAAGAACAGCUCCGCCAAUCUCAGUCGGCAAAGCAGCUCCCCCGACGAUUACGGAAUUAUAAAAGGAAUGGGUGGCUUCAUGAUGGAUUCAAGGCAAAGCUCAGUCACCUCACAGCUUUCCGACAACAACUACAAACAUUCCGGUGGCAACUCCGGCAGCCGGACUAUUUCCGCCUCUGGCUUUCCGGCGGCUUCCUGGGAUGACUCCUUCCCCCUCUUAAACAACAACACCAGCUUCACUUCACUGGAAUCCAAGUUCCACUCGCCCAACAACUCGCCGGCGAUGACCACCAUCGAGAAGUUCUUACAGUUGCACGAUGCGGUCCCUUGCAAGAUCAGAGCCAAAAGGGGCUGCGCCACACAUCCCCGGAGCAUCGCCGAGAGGGUGAGGAGGACUCGCAUCAGUGAGAGGAUGAAGAGGCUCCAGGAGUUGGUCCCUAACAUGGACAAGCAAACCAAUACUGCAGAUAUGCUAGAUUUGGCCGUAGACUACAUCAAAGAUCUGCAAAAACAAGUCAAGGCGUUGUCAGAGAACCGAUCCAGCUGCAGCUGUUCAGCUAGCAGGCAGAAGCAUUACUGAUGAAAAAGGAAAAAAUUUAAUUAGAUGAUCAAAUAAAAAACAGUGAAGAUUAUAGGUUUAUAGUAGCCAAUCCAUAGAUAUAUAGUGACACAGUUGGCCACAAUAUAUGUUUGUGUUUGUUGAAUGUAAUCUAUCAGUAAUUAACUGGAAGAAAAAUAUUACAAGUU
Molecule: messenger RNA, 1581 nt
Organism: Zingiber officinale
Lineage: Eukaryota; Viridiplantae; Streptophyta; Magnoliopsida; Zingiberales; Zingiberaceae
Product: transcription factor bHLH130-like
Exons: 6
Coding region: 443-1414 (323 amino acids)
Biological process (GO): regulation of transcription by RNA polymerase II
Cellular component (GO): nucleus
Molecular function (GO): DNA-binding transcription factor activity, RNA polymerase II-specific; RNA polymerase II cis-regulatory region sequence-specific DNA binding; protein dimerization activity
Source: RefSeq, a predicted model, not a curated record